Volvox carteri f. nagariensis is the source of this 756-nucleotide messenger RNA. RefSeq lists its product as uncharacterized. The record is from RefSeq and is a predicted model, not a curated record. NCBI's taxonomy places the organism in Eukaryota, Viridiplantae, Chlorophyta, Chlorophyceae, Chlamydomonadales, Volvocaceae. The transcript is spliced from 3 exons. The annotation marks the transcript as partial.
GCAUCUUCACACCGACAUACGCCGUCCUGCGGCUUACUCUGUUGCAGGGACUGCGGGCUCGCGUGUGUUCAAAUGAUCUUGCAAGCCUCGGGCUUUCCCCACUGCGACUAUCGCAUCCUCCGGCAGUUCUGCUCUACGACCAGCAUUUGGACGGUGGACCUGGCACACCUCCUUCGUCGCUUCGGUCUGGCGGUGUCGUUCUUCACGAUCACCCUAGGCCCUAACCCUGCCUACGCCGAUGAAUCGUUUUACAUGGAGAACAUGGAGGACGACGAGCGGCGGGUCAGCCAGCUGUUCAUUGAUGCGGCGCACGCGGGUAUUGUCGUACAGCAGCGCUCUGUCAGCAGCGAGGAGUUGCAGGCCUGGAUGCUCUCCGGCAGUUGUCUCAUCAUUGUGUUGGUGGACAAGAGGAAACUGGACCCCUGGCUGGCCGCCGCGGACAUGUGCCUUCCCGCGCUGUGCGGCAUGGAGCUGGGCUACAGCGGCCACUACGUCCUGCUGGUGGGCUACGAAGCAGCCUCGCAGGAGUUCGUGGUGCGGGAUCCCGCCGCGCAUCAAUCCGAGCUCCGAGUCUCCGCCGCGGCGCUGGACGCGGCGCGAAGGUCGUUUGGUACGGAUGAAGACAUUUUGGUGGUUGGGUAUUGUGGUGGUCCGCCUGCUUGUGGCGGUCGUGGUGGUGGUGGUGGUGGUGGUGGAGGGAGAGGCAGGGGGGCAGGAGGGGGAGGGCCGGACCUCCGUGUCGCCGCAACUCAUUAA